AUGGGCGCCGAACAGCACUGCAGCAGGCCUUCAAGUCCUAACAAAACAUAUCGAACGCUUCUGCGCUAUGCCGCUGGCAGUUUGGCUUGUUUUUUCUUGGCUAUCUGGGUGUCGUACCGACGCCCACCCCGAGUCCUAUCGCUGCUAGAGUCUCCCCCUCGGUGUAGCUCUUCACUUCCCCCUGAGCUAUUGAGCAAUCCUCCUUCGUCUGACACGCCAGCUUUCAAACACCUGGCCCGGCGACUGGAUCAGAAGUUGGCUCGACGCGUAGCCCAUCCUGACAUGGACAGUCUGGCAGUUGCGGUCGUAACGUCCAGUGGGACCGUGUUUGAAGGAACGUAUGGGGUGGUAAGAGCGAAUGAGUCAUCGAAUGCACACGUCGACCGCGACACGAUCUACCGACUCGCUUCCGUAUCCAAGAUCUUUACAGCUCUCGAGACGUGGUUGCUAGUGGAGAGUGGAAAGCUCGAAUGGGAUCGUCCAAUAUCUGACUAUAUUCCCCAAUACACUCCUCCAUGUGCAGCCUCCGGCAGAUGUUACUCGCCGACCCUCCGUGACCUCGCAUCGCACAGGGCAGGCGUCGGGUCCAAUUUGCCCCCUGGAGACAUGAGCUUGUGGCCCCAUUCACUGCAAGGCGCUGGCACUCCUCCCGAGAAUGGGCGCCCCUUUCCGUCCGAAGAGGAGGUUCUCGAAGCCAUCAACCGGUACUCCACGGGCGUGCCCCUGGGUAAAUUGCCCGUCUACUCCAACACCGGGUACGCCUUCCUGGGCAUGGUGAACUCCGCUGCGGCGGCCUCGAAGUCGGGACAGAAACCUAGUCAUGCGGAGCUUAUCCAGCGUGACGUGUUUUCUGUGCUCAACAUGUCCGGCUCGGGCUUCCUGACCAGCGUCUUCGAGAGAGAGCGGAUCGCGGUACCGUCAUCUUUCAGCGAUGCUGCGGAUUAUGACUUCCGUAACGCCAUGAACCCUGCUGGCGGACAGGUCAGUUCGUUGGCGGACAUGGCGAAGGCCACGAGUGCCCUCCUGAAGUCACUCGAUCCCGCCACCACAGAUAGUCUGCUAUCCAGCACGCAUAUGCAGCAAUGGCUGUCUACCUCAUAUGCCUGGGACGACGGCAUCACAGAGCCCGGACAUAGCUGGAUCGCCCUCCUGCGCAAAGACAAGUGGAAACGGACGCAAAGACUGUAUCAAAGCUUCGGGCAGCUCAACACGUUCCACAGCGCGUGGACCAUCAACCCCCGCGCGGGCUAUGGUGUCGUCGUACUCAUGACCGGGGACUACCCCGACUCACAGGACUUCACCAUACAGCUCGUCGACGCCUUUCAGCCCGCUUUCGACGACCUCCUCGAGGUUGAAGCGCGCAAGUCAUACGUUGGCCGCUGGUCCACAGCAGGUACCAGCAGCCCUGAUAGCGAGAUGGUUACCUCCCUGCGCUCGGGAACGCUCUGGGUCGACAAACUGACACUCAACGGGACCGAUACGCUCGGCUUGCUCCAGGGUACGGACCGUCCCGAACCUGUCAUGCUAUGGCAUACGGGUGCCCCAGGUCGAUUCCGGUUGGCAUCAGGCAUACCUUUCUUCAACAAAGCGCCGAACUACGGCUGUCUGAGCUACUUCUAUGCGAUGGACGUCGGCUAUGCAGCAGGAGUCCCCGUCACUGAAAUUGUCUUUUCCGGAGCAGGGUCUGCGCGCGCUGCGCACUUCCCUUCCGCCCUUGUGGACCUGCACAGGCUACAAGAUUGA
Punctularia strigosozonata HHB-11173 SS5 is the source of this 1743-nucleotide messenger RNA. Its product is annotated as beta-lactamase/transpeptidase-like protein. The transcript has 5 exons. Lineage: Eukaryota; Fungi; Basidiomycota; Agaricomycetes; Corticiales; Punctulariaceae. The coding region runs from base 1 to 1743 and encodes 580 amino acids. The record is from RefSeq and is a predicted model, not a curated record.